CAUAAUCUGUGGUUAUGACUUACGACUAGAAAUAAGUUGAAAUUGUCGUUUUUUUAUCAUUAAAUUAAAUUAUAAUUGUGUACUUAUUUGUACUGAAAAGUAGUGAAAUAAAAUGAGUAGACAAGUUGAUGUGAAGGCGCUUGUAUCCCACGUAAUUCGUGGAGACGGGGUUAACAAGUGCCGAAUAUGUAUGGGCGAUACUUCGGAGGGACAAGUAUACUUAAGUGAUACUGUAUUAAUGGAAGGAGACAAGCCUGUUACAUUAUCUGAACUGCUGGAAGUCGUCACGGGAAUCCAGGUACCGCUGGAGGGUGACCUGCCAGCCGGAUUGUGCAUGGAAUGCUUCACCUGCGCUGUGAACGCCGCUAACUUCAGGUCAAUGUGCAGACAGAUGUCCAGAAAAUGGGACGUGAUUCUGCAACUUUUAUACGACCUACCAUCACAGGACACUGAAAAAAAGAAAACAAUUAUCGCUAUGAUUGACGAUAAUAAUAAGAUAAUAACUCUAAACGAUAAAGAUGAGCUAAAAUUGGAUAAAGUUUCCGAGAGAUUGACGAAACAUCUAAAGCAAUUAGAAAAAGAUAGAAAACUGCAAGAGGAUAUAUCCAAAAACAAUUGUGAUUGGAAUGUAGCAGUCAAAGAUCAAUGUCACGCCAUUGAUGAUGAUUUUAACUUAGACACACCAACCGGACAGUUGAAGAAACAUUUGACGGCACAAUUGGACACAAAAACAGCAAGUGCCAAAGUGGCACAGUGUCCAAAUUGCGAUAAAACGUUUCAACACCCAUUAAAACUGUAUCACCAUAUGAAGGGGUCGAUAGAUAUGAAACGAGCGUGUCAUAUAUGCAGUGAGAUAAUGUCACGCGAUGAACUAGUCUCCCAUAUUGUUGAUGUGCACAAUAUAAAGGUGUACGAUUGCAAGAAGUGCCCCGCAUUGCUGCUAACAAAUAAUGCAUAUAACAAGCAUACAACGAAAGCCCAUUCACGCGGCGCCUGUACAUGUAUAGAUUGUGGACAAUCUUUCCAAACAUCCCAUGCAUUUUAUGCUCACAUAUCUGUACACAGACAAAAAACUUGCCCUAGCUGCGAUAAGAUAUUCCGUAACCAGACCUGCUAUAUGUAUCACGUUAAAAACUGCUGCGAUGUAGAUGAAACAAACACAAAUAUGAGGGUAGAUGCUGAAAAUAAGAGUACUAAAAUAUUCAUUGGUGUAGGCGCACGCGGUAGCACCGACGGGGGGGAGUGCGUAUGCGACUAUUGUGGUAAAAAGUUUGCCAAAAAGAAGUACGUGGCAGCACAUAUACAAAUAGUGCAUAUGAAAAACACACACCGUCCGUGCGCGUACUGCGGCAAGUCCCUCGCGACUGCUCAUAUGACGGAGCAUUUAAAGAAACACGAAAUCGAUCUGUCCUUCACGUGCGAACAUUGCGGUAUAGUUCUCAAAACUAAGCUUGGUUUUGUCCAGCAUUUGAGAUUGCAUACUGGGGAACGGCCUUACGCUUGUAAAAUCUGUAAGGAGACCUUCAGCGCGUCGUCCAGACGAUCGGAACACAUGCGGAAGGUACAUAAAGAGCCAUGUCAUGUCUUAAAACAUGGCUGUAAACUCUGUCCAGCCAAAUUCCGCCUACCGUACAGGUUGAAAAAGCACAUGAACUCUUCGCAUACAAAUAAAAACGACGAGACAUUGCAGUUUGAGUGCAGCGAGUGCCACGUUAAGUUUGGAUCGUGUCGCGGUUUAUUACAUCAUAGCAGGAUGCACCAACGAAUCCCUUUUCCACAUAAGAAACCGGAAAAAUCUAUCAUGUUCAAAGUGUUUAAUGAGGUCUUGCUGGAGACUGAACUGCCCGGGGGUCUGUGCAGCGACUGCACCAACAGUGCGUUAAACGUGUGGCACUUCAAAGCGUUAUGCAGCAGUUCUGAUAAAAAAUGGAGAGUUGCAACAACAAUUUUAAAUAAAAACAUAGGCUCUCUGACACCGUGUGCUGAAGACAAAAUGUUUUACAUAAGUUUCAAUAAGGAAGGCGUUGUCUUCUCAGGCGGCGGAGCCAAAACUGACAAUUUAGCAGAAACUGCCGACCGACUUAACAACAUUAUAAGGUCAGAUAGAAAACGGGAACGCAAGAAACAAAAAAACCCUAACCAGUCGAAAUUUCUCUAUCAAAACAAAUGCUAUAUUUGCGGAAAAGUGUUUUCUCUCCCCCAAUAUUUGAGCCAGCAUUUGGCUAACAUGGCCAAAGGCGCUUGCACUGUGUGCGGUAAGAUUGUACCAAGGCAAGGGUUGCCCAAACAUUUGGGAAACGUUCACGGGAAAUUCGUGCAUCACUGCAAAGUUUGUCACCAAUAUUUCGAAGACCAAUCUAGUUUGGACAAUCAUAAGGAACUGCACAAAUUCAAUCUGCCACAAUGCAGCAUUUGCAAGUAUGGUUUCAGGAGCGAGAGAUCCUUACGCGCUCACAUGUACUCCCAUACUUUAUUCAACUGCACCAACUGUAAUAAAGGAUUCGAGAAUCGCAAAUGCUUUGUGUACCACAAAGAACAUUGCACAGUAGCGAAACAAUACAACGAAGUUGAAGGGAUCUAUGAAUGCGAUAUCUGCGGCAAGACGUACACUAAAAAACCAUCACUAAGAAUCCACAUAAUACAGAAGCAUUUAAACGUACUGCCUUACAUAUGUAUGAUAUGUGGAAAGCGCAGUGCCACUAAGAACCACCAUAAGUCACAUGAACUGAUUCAUACCAAGGAGCGCAAGAUAUACCAGUGUUAUUGCGGCGCUAAGUUGAGGUCAUCCCUCGGUUAUCACAUGCACCAAAGGAUACAUUCCGGGGAAAAACCCUACAAGUGCGACGACUGUGGUGAUAGGUUCCUCUCAGCUUCAAGAAGGCUGGACCACAUAAAAAGGAGGCACAAGAUUGGUGGAGCGGUUCACAAGUGCGAAAAAUGUGCCGUCAGCUUCAUAAGAGAAGAGCAAAUAAUUCCUCAGCUGCUGUGCAUAUCUUGUACCCACGUCGCGACUAUGGCAUACGAAUUCCGCCUGUUCGCGAGAAAUUCCCAAAAACUAUGGAACAAUUGCGUCAAUUCCGUAGAAAGCAUGCUCCCCUUAAAUACCCACCACUCGUUCUACGCUAUGAUUAAGGAGAAUUUGCUUCUCCAAAGUGUCAACAAUUUUGAGGGUAGUCCGAAAGAUUUGGCGCACCACUUGUCUAAUCGCUUCAAAAAGAAGCCGCUUAUCGUAGAAAGGAAACCGAGACUACCUCGGGCAGGGCCGUCCUGCGAAUGUGAAGACUGUGGAAAGACAUUUUCAAGCCCCUAUUACCUUAAUAUACAUUUACGUAAUAGUGGUCAGAAAGAAGCAUGUUGGCUGUGCGGUGUAAUGGUGGUACGUGGGCAAGAAAUGAGGGACCACUUAUCCGAUAUCCACAAAACGGAAAUGUUAUUAUGUCCAGAAUGCCCAAUGCUAUUCAAAAGUGAAUUAGACAGAAGGAAGCAUUCAAAAAAGUGUCACGGACCCGGGAAAUUCACUUGUAACGACUGCGGCAGGACUUUCCAAAGGAGCAAUUCAUUCGAGGUGCAUUCCCAAAUGCAUAACGUUAGAACUUGUAGAAGAUGCGGAGUGCAAUUCACAAAUAGAGGGUGCUAUAGGGAACACAGGGCGAAAUGUGAACCCAACGCAAAACCUGAUUUAAAAACUAUACCAAGAAGUCGCCGCUCGAACAUUCGAGAUCCGGCCACUUUUACAUGCGAUUAUUGCAAAAAAACCUAUCACUCGCGACCACAGUUGAAAAAUCAUAUACUAUGGAUCCAUAUGGAUAUAAGACCUCAUCAGUGUCAAUGGUGCGGAAAGAGGUUUUAUACUCCAGCGCGAUUGGCUGAACACACGGUCGUGCAUACGCGUGUUCGAAAUUUCGAAUGUGAUAUUUGUGGCGCGAAAUUGGUUUCCAAAAUGGCCGCCGUAUACCAUAGACGCAGGCACACGGGUGAGAAGCCAUACGAGUGUCCGGACUGCGGGGAGAAAUUCAUUUCUUCAUCGCGCAGGUCCGAGCAUGCGAAACGUAGGCACAAUAAAGGCUCAAGGUUUCAGUGUACGCUAUGUCUGUCUAGCUUUGUUAGGAGUCACGAGUUGAAAAAGCAUAUGGAAAAAGCGCACAAUCCCGAAAGUCAGGCAACGGCUAAAAUUAAGAAAGUUAAGGAGUGUUUCCAGUCUACUGCGUGAUGAAUAUGACGUGCCUGUCUUAUAUUGUAAACAAUUCUUCUACAGUGUAAAGUUUAUUUUAAACUUAUAAAUUUAAAAUGCAUAUAUAAAUAAUCGGAACCGACAGGAUUUGAAUCUGCGGCUCUGAGCGCUUUCCCAAUUAAGCUACGCCUCUCCUACCGUCGAUGCCGAAAUUAGUAAUUAGUUAGCCUUUCACAUCAGUCUUAUAGCGACUGUAGCGCCAUCUAGUAGGAUACAUUGCAGUUUCGAUCUACUUUCUCAAAGGUCCAUUGCUUUUUAACGCACUUUUUUCAUAUUUUU
Molecule: messenger RNA, 4510 nt
Organism: Pararge aegeria (speckled wood butterfly)
Lineage: Eukaryota; Metazoa; Arthropoda; Insecta; Lepidoptera; Nymphalidae
Product: zinc finger protein 729-like
Exons: 4
Coding region: 113-4210 (1365 amino acids)
Biological process (GO): regulation of transcription by RNA polymerase II
Cellular component (GO): nucleus
Molecular function (GO): RNA polymerase II transcription regulatory region sequence-specific DNA binding; DNA-binding transcription factor activity, RNA polymerase II-specific; zinc ion binding
Source: RefSeq, a predicted model, not a curated record